AUGCGUGUCUUACUCUUCGCCGUUGGCCUUUUUGCGGCUAAUGUUGUUGUCGAAGCUGGCGUGUGCAAACCUGCACACACGACUGCCUCUCAUUCAGACGCCGUCUUAAGCAUUGAAUCAUCGGCUACUUCCGCUUCUACCACCCUCACUGAAACGCUUGGUCUCUCCACAACUGAGACUGUCAGCCUCGAGUCUACUGAAACCUCGGCAUCUGGUUCCACACUGGCUACAACCACGACUGAAAUUCUUUCUACCUCUGUCACUGAGGCACCAUCAGCCACAACCACUGCAGAAGCUUCAACUACCGUUUCCUCGUCGACAGGUCCUGUUGCGACACCUGGCUCUAUCGUUGGUACUGGACCGGUUGCUGGCAUUACUCUACAGGGAGAUGAUACACGAUUCGUUGCUCUAUCUUUCGGACCUCAAACCUUGAUAUUCAACCUUGUCAACGGCAAGCUCGCCACAGGCAGCAACAACAAUUACCUUUGCUUGUCGUACAGGGAUACGGAUGUUCUUGGACCACUUGUUCUGUGCCCAUUCGAUAACUUCACAAAUGCUCCUUUGAACUGCCAGCAGUCAACUGACGGAACGCUAGCUUGUACUGCGCCUAAUGGCUCUUGCACUUCGACGGGCACAUGCAGACGACCUAACAAUGGAGCUCCAUAUUCCCAAUUCUAUGUUAAUGAUGCUCAGGAGGGCUUUUUCGGCCCUGCCUCUGGAGACUUCACUGGUUAUACUGCAAUUAACCCUGUUCUCGUUAACUAA
This is a messenger RNA of Fusarium poae, 765 nucleotides long. RefSeq lists its product as uncharacterized. The record is from RefSeq and is a predicted model, not a curated record. The transcript is spliced from 2 exons. Lineage: Eukaryota; Fungi; Ascomycota; Sordariomycetes; Hypocreales; Nectriaceae. Bases 1 to 765 code for a protein of 254 amino acids.